AUGAAGAGCUGGGCAGUGCGACAACUAGCUUCGGCAUUGUCUGACUACGUCGACGGCAUUUCGCCAGAGACAGUGCAAGCUAGUCUCGGCCGGGAUAUCGGCAUUCUGGAGCUAAGCGGAGCAAGGGUGAGUGCACAGGCCGUCGAGAAGUAUGGGCUUGAGCUGCUCAAUAGCGAGCUAAGUGUGGAUGCCAGAGUACCGUGGCGUCACUUGAGCUCGCAACCCACCACGCUUUCUGUGCGUUCUGUGCGCUUGGAGCUUCGCUUGCGUUCCAAGCAGGUGCCAAUGCAUGGACAGCCUCAAGAGAUCAAAGAGGCAGAGGUCAAGAAGUGCGAGGAGCAGAUGCUGACUGUCCAGGGCAGCUCCUCGGGCUUUAUGCUUGGUCGAGUUGCGCGCGUCUCGCAUGCGAUUUUGCGACAACUGCGGGUGACCUUGGGCAAGCUGGAGGCACACGUCCAUCACGAACUUCCUGAAAAGGCUCUUCUGACACUCUUGUUGGGUGAGUCGCGACUGGAAAGCGUCGGCAACGACUGGACAAGCCUGCCGCUUUUGGAGGAGCCUGACCUGCGCAAGGUGCUGAGCUUUUCCGGCUUCGAAGUGCGUCUGGGAGGUCGGGAACUCUUUGGCCCGCUUUCCCUACAAGCGAAGCUGCUGCACUCCCCAGAGCAGGCCCUUGCAAAGCUUUGGCUGGAGCUUCCGCAGGAGGCAGAUGCAGCUUUUCGCAUAUCCGCCGAGAUGCUGACAGAGCUGAGAAGCUGGUUCGACUGGGCUGUGCGGCAGUAUCUAACCACCUAUUGCAGCGACGGAAGAGAAUUGUCAGAGGCUGCAGGCCAAAAAUAUGCAUUUCUUUACUCGCAGAAAAUAGCUGGUGGUGCAUACGAUGAGAUCCUUCUUGCCAAGCUGGAAGAGGCUGCCAGCGCCAGAUGGUUGGCGAAAUGGAGGAACCAGUCGCGUCUUAGUUGCUCCAAGGCGUCUUCGGGGUCACAGACAGGUGAGCCUAGUCAGUGGCAGUGGUGGGGUUGGGCGACAAACGCGGCUUAUGGGCCUUCUUUAGAAGCAGAGCCUGAAGCUCGAGAUGCAUGGAUGGAGCCGGACGCAUCUGACACCGUCCCUUCCGUGAGGGCUUUUCUAGAUGAGGUCAGUGCGAGCGAGCCGCUACCCGAACUUGCAACACCGACACGCCUGGAAGUAGACAUGCUGAUACCACAGUACACCGCCCGCUGCAUUGCCUCAGGUGGAUUGCUCACGGCUUCCGUCGGAGGGGUAGCGUUUUCCCUGGCCGUAGCUGCCGAGACAGAUGGAUCCGCCACAUCUGCUUUGCAGCGGCGCAUCUCCACGACCGUCAAGAUCUCGUCAAUGGAAGCGUGCUUGGACGGACAGCCUUUCGUACAGCUAUUGCAAAAGCCGGGCGUGCGGGCACAGGCAAGAUCUUUUGAGACAGAGGAGCAAGCUCGCAGGCUGGAAUCCGGAGAUGGAAUGCAAUUACGCUUGGUGGCAGAGGAAAAGCCAGGCAUGCCGUGGGACGUUGCGGUGUCCUUGUUGGGUGAGCCAGUGCAGGUCCAGCUCGCCCCUUGGAGUUUGCACGGUGCUCUGCGGACGGCGCAUGAUGUUUGGAAAGCAUGGCAUGGCGGGGGCACGGACUCUGAUCCGGGGUUUCCCGAUCUUCUGGAGGUCCCGGAGGAGCCAGAUCCUCUUGGCUCCACAAUGGGCUUCGAGAAUCUUGAGACUCGUUUGACCCUUCGUGUUGAAGUCGAGGCACCCAUUCUGCGCUUGCAAGCUUGGGAAGAUGGAGCUGCCCUCGAGCUGCAUCUCGGGCGCUUUUUCAGCAGGUCCUUGGAGAAGCAGAGGCUGAAGGAUUCACCCAAUGCGCUGACUACUCUUGUUGACCAGGAAGCCGAAGCCAUCAAGCCAACUGCAUUGGCGAACUUUGCCGUGCUUUGCGAACUUCGUGAUACCAGGCUCAUCCUCAUGGAGCCAGGGAGCGAGGAUCGCAAGCCGUACGAGCCAUCGACAAUUGUUUUCGGGGCAUUUCUUGACGAAAAGAUCCAGCUGCACACGGAGGCUACCAAAAUACGUCUACACAUAGACCCCGUUCUAGUACAUUUGCUCGGACAAAUUCGGGGAGGCCUUGAUUUUGCGGUGGCGCCUCUGUCCAAGGACUUUGUGGGAGCUUCGCCAUCGUCUCCUUUAUGGAGGCAGCCUCGCAAGCCCAAGAAAGCAUCAACGUUUGUGGGUGCACCCCUGAGCUUUAGUCUCGCGACCAGUAGCCUGGACAUCAUCUGGGAUCCUGAGGGUGGUCGCGGUGUACAUGAUGGAUCAGUGAAGGGACAUGUGGCUGGAUUCCGGCUUGGUCUGGAUGCAGAUGCCGUUGGGAUCAAUCUUGCGAGCAGUGCGCAAGAUGUUUGGCUCGAUUGUGGAGACCGGAGGUUUCUUUCCAGCCUGGGGCAUGUGGAUCUUACGGCAAAGUAUUUGCUGGAUGCUGUUCGUCUCCAAGUCUUAGCCCCACCUUUGGAGCUUCGUUGGGCAGCUGAGUCCGUCAGGAAGGGACGGGCUGCCUGGGAAGCCGUCCAAGUGCAUUUGCAGACCGGGCAGCACGAGGCCUUGCGAAGGUGUGAGAGAACAACGACAACGCGCAGCGAGCUCACGGAGCUCAGCGAGGUCAGUGUGUCCCGUGCUUUGUGGGAUCGCUUUGUGGCGGAACGGACGGAAGAACUGCGGGGUGCCUGGGAUCAGGCCUUCACCAACUUAUCUGAGCACUCGAUCUCGAGCUCUGGCAAGCCCGUGUGCGUGGAUGUCUGUUUAAAAAGCGAAGAGCUACGUGCUGUUGUGCUGCGGCCGGGGCUGUCGAGUCGCGAAGACGCAGAGGAGAUCCGAACGACAAUUCUUGGCAUGGAAUGUCGCUUGACACGCCAAGAAGAGCUGCAGCUGACCUCGACCCUUAGCAGUUUGGAGGUUUGGUUGGGAACGCGCCUUCUCCUGGCCCCACCGCAAUCAGACCUCCCUCUCCUUCAUGCAAAGGUCUCGCGCCGCCCGAGGGGCCACAUCGACGUCGACGUGACAUGGGCGCAAAUUGCGCUUGUCUACCGCCAGCGGGACUUCGAGAGGAUGGCAAGCUUGUGUCAUCAAGAAAUGUCUGCAGCGGACCUGUCCCAAACGAGCGAUUCUGCAGAGGUCAGGAAGCCGGUGCAGGAUAUACCAACAGCAUCUGCCAUCGGAGAGGGAGAAGAGCCAGAGGCGCAGCGCAGCAAACUUCUGAAGUACUGCUUCAACAUCGAUGCUCCUUUGCUAUUCCUCCCGGCCAGCACGGGAAAGAGAUGUGAUGUCGGAGCGCUGUCUGACCGUCGUGGUGGUCUAAGCACUGAUAGGAGUCUAUCUCAGAGGACUUUCCUACCGCUGCCCGACGAAGGUUUUGGUGUUCUGGAUCUGGGCAACUGCUUGGUUGAAAAUGACACUGAACAAGCACAUGAUCCAACAAUCCGUGUCCUGCUUCGGAGACUGCAAAUCUUUUCGGUGGCGUCGAAAGACAGGGACAAGCAUCAGACCUGGUAUCAAGUGUUGCAGCCCGUGACUGCGAAGGUGGAAGCGCGAAGCUGCGCUGACUGCUUGGACAUCGUGGUGCAUGUUCCCCUUCAGUCUGAAUGUGUCCCGGCGGCGUGUCCAGACCCACUUCGGCCAGCUGCGAGCUCUCUCUCUCCUCUAUCCAGCAUCAACCUGGUCAACCUGACACGUGCACAAGCUACCCAGCUCUUCGAUGUCCUGUACCUCAACCUCACGUAUGCUUCAGCUGAUGAGGUUGAAACGCUGAAAGCGAAUCUCAAGUCACGUCUUCAACAGGAGGCAGAGCGCCUGACAGAGUCCAGAGGCUUCCGGUUUAAACUCGCGUGGACAGGGUCGCUCGUCGUCGACGCUGGAUUCACCUUGUCCUCACCGUUGGCCCGAUUGGAGAUGGCAAAUGGAUUCUUUGAGUUCCGGCGUCCUUUCUCGGAGGGCGAGAGUGUCGAGCGCUUUAUUACCUUCGCAUGUGAAGGUGGUUGCGUCAAGGACGCUCGGAAGGGACAGUCGAGGCUCUUGAUUGACCUGCCGCGUCUGCCACACCAUGGUCUCCAGAUUUCAGCAAAGCUCCCAGCCGAGCAAGACGGCAUUACCUGCUUGGAUGUGAAGCUGCAUCAGCCCAACGUGUGGCUUCUUCCGCAGCUGUGGACAGACCUCCUCACAUGGGCAACGUCAGUUUACCAGCAGAGCGCGCAAGCCGAUUGCAUUGCGGGUCCCGGCGAGGGAUCCAGAGCUCAAACCAUUGAGGUGCAUGUCCAAGACGGGGCUGUGAGACUUCCCAUCGCCUGGGAUGUCGAGCACUUUGCGUUGGUUGGAGAUGUGCUGCUGUCCAUGAGGUCUACUGGGGACAAGUUGACUUUCGAGAGGCUGGAACUGCCCAACGCUCGGAUCCUCCGUGUCAGCGACAGCCAGACUGCAAGCCGACUGCUUUGCGAAGAUGCCACCUUCUUCGCGAAGAUUGCCAAUGAGAAACGGUCCGCUGCUGGUGUGCGGCUCAAUGCUUAUUCGGCAGAGAUUGUCAAGAUUGGACCCAUUGAGCUUCGACUCACUCUCCAAGAUGUCCUUGAAUUGUCAGACAUGCUCAAUGCCGUAGUCGCCAUGGAGGCAGACACAUCAGAGCCCGAAGAGGAGAUUCGAUUAAGAGAUCCACUGUCGUUGGUCCAGCGCCAGAAGAUCAGUCUUGAUGCUUCGAUUGAGAUCGAUGGAAUCCAGUUGCGACUGCUGGCGCCCCGGCCGGUGGUCGAGUUUGCUUUGGGAUGCCCCCUUCUACAAGUGCACAUGCAGUCGUCGCAGGGCCAGAAGCCUAUCGGAUCGAUUUUGCUACAAAGCCUAUGGCUUCGCAUUGCUGCCUUGAAUGAGCGAAUUGCAGCGUGGGAGCCUAUACUCGGCAAGUCCACAUGGAACGUGGACUUCUCCAGCGCUGUUUCUGGCACACACCCUGAGGCCAAGAUGGAGCUCCACGCUGCCCCCUGUUCCCCGAUUCAGCUGGCGGUGACAGUUCCAGUGAUUCGAGCUUGCUCUAGGCUGGCGCAGAGUUACGAUGAUGCGGUACAAGCAGCCGCGAAGCUCAAAGGAAAGCGCUGUGAGCCGAGACUUGCGAGUGAGAGCACGAAAGAGAAGUUCGAGGACACGGUCUUUGGGCUGAACUUGACUGGCCUGAAGUGUCUGGCGACUCCUCUCUCCUUCACCGACGAUGUGCACCACUUUUUGACUUCUGAUGACCAGUCCAAGGCUCUAGCGCUGACUGCUGAGCCGCAAGGUCUGGAUCAUCUGUUGUCCUCGAAGGAGCUGAAGACACUGCAUUUGCAAAUUCCGGGCCUUGUUGGAGCCCCCAAACAGGUGAAGGUAAAAGCCGGCGAAACGACUCUCUGGCACACUAGCAUGGGUUGCUUGGUGGUGAGGGUGCUGGUCACUUGCCCACCACAGCUACUUCUGGUGGUUUCUUCUUCAUUCAUGCUCGUGAACCGGACGCUUCUAGAUCUUCAUGUCAGGUUGCUCGGUUGUGAGAGGAGCGGGAGCGGCGGGAGCGGCGGGAGCGGUGGGAGCGGUGGGAGCGGGCACGGGGCUGGGCAUGCUGGGCGCUUGUGGCCGGCUUUCUGCAUUCCGACAAAGCUCUUGGAGCCGAGUGGACCAGCGGUUCCUUUAGAGCUAAGCACUCUAAGCGCUCUGAGCUCCGAGUCCGAGGAAGCCGAAGUGGAAGCCAGCUCCUUGUUCUUGCCUUCCAGUUUCUGUCUUGCUUUGCUGCCUCAGAUGUUGAAGAAUGCAAACGCAUCCUUCCAGCUACGGCCCUCUCCGGCUGCGGUGGGCGGAGUUUCUUUUUCCUGGGGGGCCCCGAUUCAUCCGAAUCAGUUUGCUGACUGCCCUGCAUUGUACUCUCGUUCCGUCGCCUCAGAUUUCAACUUGCCAGUCUACGGCCUGAGACUCUCGUUGGACAGCCAAGCACCAGGCGCGUCGAUGCAAGGCAUGCGCCAAGUGGAUGUGAGAGCUCCGUUCAGUCUUUUCAAUGCUUGCCCUGUGAAUCUCUGCUACGAGUUACGAUGGCUAUCAACUCAAGAGGGCUCCUGGGCACCACAGCAGCUGCAACGUACAACAGAUUCUUGUGAAGCGAAUGAAACUCUUCACAUUCAUGACGGCUACGGCGGCCUUUGGGAAGUACCUCCGAACGGCUUCGUUCUUGUCGCGCCUUUGCUCUUGCGCCAUCGAAGCUUCCAGUGGUGGGCUGGGAACCGCAAGGAGCAGCAGGAUUGUCCCAAAGGAACAAACAUGCUGGAAGUUGAACGCAAUGGACAGCGAGUAGAGUGGCGCUUCUGUGGGGCGAGAAGGGGAAGUGUGGAAAAGCAUCAGCCCUUACGCCUGUCACCAGGGGAUGAGGUUCCCAUCUACGACUUGCCAGAGCAAUUUGGUGCCGCUCAGAGUGGUGGUGUACUACGACAGGCUCUCCAUCGCAACGACACGAACUUGCCGCCUCUCCUUCUUGCUGUCGCGCUGAUGGACAGGAGCACCGGGAAAAAGUCAGCAUGGUCUUUGGUCACUCCGGUACUUGUUGAAGGCAGUAUGGCCUCUGUGCCUUUGGAUCUGGGCAAAGGGCUUUGGUUGCGGUGCGCACGACGAACAGGGCAGUGCCAGGCUACUGUGUUUGCAAACUCCUGGUUCAACGAUGCUACCGGUCUGGGUGCCGUCGUGCUGCGAGGGAGACAGCCGCUACCUGUGUUCAACAGCCUGGCUGUGAUGGAUGCAGAAGCAUGGGGUGAUGAUCUGGAGGAGGAUGAGGACAGGUCGUUCUUCUCUGUGACAGCUUCCGCUGGCUGCCGGCCUAUCCAAUUGCCCAAUGUAGGAGUUGGCCAGUCCGUGAAACUGUGCCUGACAGAUUUGCACCGCUGUAUCCUGAAGAGCGAGCGGAUAAGCUUGUCAGGCUGCCAUGCAGCAAACCCUACCUGGGGCUCUACCCUGGUCACACUCAUGCCUGCUCUGCUCGUUUUCAACACAUUGGAGUGUGAUUUUGGCAUCAAGCAGGAAGGUGCCCAGAACAUCCUGUGGCUAGCGCCGCUUUCGCAAGCUUCCUUCUAUUGGUCGGAGGCCAAUUGCCCUCGACGCGUACAGGUGGCUCUUCGGAGAACGAGGGAGGGUGGUGACCUGGCUAGUGGCCGUGGUGAGCUGGUCUGGUCUGCCUCUUUUGACGUCUCCGAACAUGGGCUCGGGGCCUUCCCUAUAGUUCUUUCAGACACGAGGCUUAAGGACUACCUGUUCUGCAUACAGGUCAGCCAAUGCUCCGGACAGCUUAUCACGAUUACGGCCGCGGGAUCGCAGGCUUGCCAUCAACUCAUGAAUCGGCAUCCGUGCCUGAUGGUUGACCUUUCGUACGAAGGCAUUGCAGAUGCAACAGACUGCACUUCCCAUUUCGUGGCAGUGCACGGUACUCGAGUUGCAUUUGGCUCCUCCGGUAUACGCCCGUUUCAAUUGAACGGGUCCGUCACAUUAAUCAUGGUGGAUAUCCAAAGCCAGAAGACCUCGUGUCUUACUCUGAGGCUGAACUGCCCCGUGAGCCGAACCUUGGAGCCAUCUUCCGAGUUGCCUAUACCAGUAUGCAUUCGGUUGGAAGUGGUUGACCGAGUGGCUCAUAUCUCGAUUUCUCCUGUCAGCGUUCUAGGAACCCUUAGUGGCGAAACUUCUUCUCCUCUGCUGUGGACGUUGGACAUCGACAUCCGUAUUCCAGCCCUUGAAAUAGGGAUCAUGAGCAGCAAGUCUUCGCAUGGAGAGACGUUGCGAUGUGACCUAUCGAAUUUGAGUUUGAGGUGCAGCCAAAGGAACGGCACCCGCACCUCUGUCAUAGAGCUCGUUGCGUUGCAGAUCGACCACCAUCCAAGAUCAAAGCGGAAAAGUUCUCAAGGAGCAUCGGUCGUAAUUGCAUCCUUGGACCAAGGCCACCCGCGGAUUGAACGAGAGAAAUUAAGUGGCACCGAUGUUGCACUCCGCUCCGUGUGCCUGGAGUUCUUCCCUGCACAAGAGACAGAAGAAGUCAUCUUGGAAUGCAAUGCAUCUGAAGAGCUGCUCGGAGAGCUCAAGGAUCUUCUUAGCGAGGCGACACCACCACAGCUCGAAGGACUCAGCCUGAUUGAUAUUGCUCGUAUUGCGGGCCAUACGUAUCAUACCACCUUGAACGAGCAGCCACAGCCAGCGAGGAAAUACAUACUGCAGGAUGUUCAAUGCGGGGACUUCAAGAUUGGCAUUUGGUGCAAGCUGAGUAGUGCUAGCCUGCCAGGUGUGAUCAGCACCAUGCUCAAAGUCAGCAGCUUCUCGCAUACGCUUGAAAUCGGGGGUGCCCGCGUCAAACUGCCAAGGCAACGAUUCUUCAGCAGUGCGAACCCUUUUGAGGGAUCGCUUGAGGCGCUGGCAAACCUUCUGGUCGAAAAGUACAAGCCCUUUGUCUCGAAGUCAUGGCGAUCAAUACUUAACAAUUCGAACGCCGUGCUCGGGGGGUUCUUCAGUCGCUACACAUGGGCUCCACGACAACGCAGAAUCGAAUCACCGAAGCCGUCCUCAAUGCUGCUGCUGCUGCAGAGCGGCAUUGUUAAGCUUCGAGGAGAGAUCGAAAGAACGGAGGUCAGUCGAGCUCGUAAAGCUGCAAGUGAUCUCCCUCUGGACGGAACUGGUCUGGCAUGUGCGUUGCAAAGCCGCAGCGUGAAGCAGGUCCAGACUUUCGUCAGGGUGCUCGUGGAGAUGCUUGGUGGACAAGUGACUGAUGAGCAUCGCUGUGCCCAGUACUGCGAGUCCUUGCUAGGUGCAAAGCAAGUACAGUUGGACCAGCUGGUGGAGUUCAUCACGUCCAAGCAGUGCGCUUGGAUCUCGUAG
Molecule: messenger RNA, 8901 nt
Organism: Symbiodinium necroappetens
Lineage: Eukaryota; Dinophyceae; Suessiales; Symbiodiniaceae
Source: the annotation of a GenBank genome assembly